Molecule: messenger RNA, 1251 nt
Organism: Asterias rubens (European starfish)
Lineage: Eukaryota; Metazoa; Echinodermata; Asteroidea; Forcipulatida; Asteriidae
Product: G-protein coupled receptor 54-like
Exons: 4
Coding region: 43-1251 (402 amino acids)
Biological process (GO): G protein-coupled receptor signaling pathway
Cellular component (GO): membrane
Molecular function (GO): G protein-coupled receptor activity
Source: RefSeq, a predicted model, not a curated record
GUGAACUACAGGUGAAAUAGUGUGUAUAGCUCAACAUCAACCAUGGCAAACACUGGAGUCGUCUCGGCUACGCAGUUGAUAACAGAACAAACAAGUAGUGCAGCGUUGAUGACAACCAUGCUUCUACCGUUCAUGAACGACUCAUCAGCUUGGAACGGCACGGGGAACGGAACUGACGAAGAUGUCGAUUCUUAUGUUGACGGUUCGGACGACGGACGCGAAUUCGGCCCCAUACAGAUCAUCGCCGUCACCAUGUUUGUUGUCAUUUUCGUCGGCCUGAUCGGAAACGGUGCCGUCAUAUACAUCGUGGUACGUCACAAGGACAUGCACACCACGACAAACUUCUCCUUCGCUAACCUGGCAGUGACAGACUUUCUGUUUCUGCUUGUUCACGCCCUGACUACGUCUAUUGAUAACAUUGGCUUUAAUCUAUCAUUGACAAUCAACUGUUGGCCCACCUUCUACUUGCGAUAUGUUGUAGCUGAGGUCACUUGUUUGACAUUGGCUCUGAUGUCAUAUGACAGAUAUAGAAUGGUUGCUCAUCCAUUGGACAGCAUAAGACAUACCAAACGACGUAAGAAUGGUAUCCUCGUUUGUAUCCUGUUCAUAUGGAUUAUUUCGUUGGCUUUAUUUUCACCCGUCCUCAUCUACACCACUAAGUACUAUGGGUUGUUCUGCACCAUCAUAUUCCCUUGGGCUUACGGCCAGAAAGUCUUUCACACCUCAGCUGCCUUCGUCAUGUACGUCAUUCCACUCUCAUUCAUCGUCAUGUGCUACCUGAUGAUUUUCCUCAAACUCAGAAAGCCCAAUCCCGGGGAAGUAGGAAUAGGUCAAAGGUCACGGCGCAUGCGCAAGACUCUCCGCUUGAUUCUGGUCGUGGUGGUUGUGUUUGCACUGUCGUGGCUGUUAGAACAUACCUUCAUCGUCUGGGUCGUAUGGGACCCAAAUUUCCUCCCCCAAUCGAAACUUUUUACUACCACAACGGCUACCACUAAAGUCAUUCUGUAUGUGAAUAGUGCCGCCAACCCGUUCAUGUAUCCCUUUGCUGGGACUGGUUUUACCAAGCAUCUCGGGUGUUGUAAACGGAGGGGCCUUAGUAGAAACAACACUAUGGCAACUAGUACAUUCAGUUGUGGAUCUACAAUGAAGUUAUCUGUGGUACAAUCUACCGUCAGCACAUCGGUACAGAGUUUAGAUAGCAUUAAUGUCAGUGUCCCCGCAACAGGGUAUCAAAACCAUGGGCAGGUGUGA